GCAUUUUUACUCCAAGUAAGAGAUUUGGUUUAGUACUUGGCAUCAAAUCCAACUCCGAUGUGGAGAGAAUUGCUGGCAAAAGCAGCAAGAAGUCAGGCAGCAGCGAUGAGCUACCUGGAUGAAGUUCCCUUCCGGACAGCCAGGAGCCUCGAUGGGGACUCAGGGGGAGAAAACAAUUUAAUCACAGCCCCAGACAUAGAGAUCCCCAACUGCGCCGACAUCCUCAUGAGCACCAUGCACGACUUCUCACUGGAAAGAAAAGCACUUUACUGGGUUGAGGUGGCCUCUCAGCAGCAAACCUCCCGCCAUCGUGUCACCUCUGAAGUUGUCCCCACGGCUCCACCGUGCUGGCUGCUGCUGGUGGACCCCACUGACAGCAACGGGGGGAGAGCACGGGACGGGGCGGUGCGGCGCUGCCUCAGCCUGAGCGAUACCAACGGGCUCGCCAAGGGCAGAGGAGCCUUGUCCGACACCGAGAGCGAGACCUGGCACUCAGAGGAGGAUGAUUACUCGGAGGAUGAUGAGUAUUCCUCAACCUCAUGGGAAGAGAAUGACAAAGAUGAAAAGGUUUCCAGGAGGAGGAACUCUGGGAGAGGUGUUCCUCUGCGUCCUGGCUUUUACCAAACCCGACCAAAGACAUCACCCGGCUUGUUGGAGCCGCUGCCGCAGAACAACAUCCACAACCCAGCCAGCCCGGACCUGAGCAAGCAGAGAAGAUCCAUGGUGAUGUUUAAUAACAUGAAGAACGAGCUGGAAGCAGCCAGGAGGAAGCUGGGUGCUUUGGUGCAUCCUUUGAACAGAGCCACUGUGGAGAGCAAAGGGGUCCCAGUGCCACGGCCGCUCCCCCAGUGCUCCCGCACCAGCCGCAGCGUCAAGUACGGGCCAGCCCCGGACGUGUCCCACCUGGGGACCUGGGUGCCAGCUCCUCCGGCUGCGACUGCGCCGAUCCCCCCGAUCAAACGACAUAAGCCCACAGUGCCGUCCCUCAGCCCCUACACCUGCCUCCCCCCUGCCUCCACACCGACCUCUACGCCAACCUCCACGCCGGCCUCUACGCCUGCGCGACCUCUCAGUUCCCACAGAUCCCAACCGGACUCGGCGGCUGACCUCCUCUCGGCGCUGAGCCAAGAGGAACGAGAUCUCAUCGAACCCGUUAUAGCCUUGGGCUACCCCACCCGCAAAGCCAUCCUCACCCUCCAGAAGAUUGGAAAGCAAAGCUUAAGUCAGUUCCUGAGCUACCUGCGUGCCUGUGACCGGCUGCUGAAGCAGGGCUACGAGGAAGGACAGGUGGAGGAGGCCAUGGAAAUGUUCCAGUACUCGGAGAAAAAGGCAGCUGAAUUCCUGCAUUUGUUAUCUCAGUUUAACGAUAUGGGGUUCCAGCAAAAUGAAAUCAAAGAAGUUCUUCUGCUUUGUGGGAAUCAGAGGGAGAAGGCCUUGGAAGAGCUUAUGAUGAAAACCCAAUGA
Molecule: messenger RNA, 1464 nt
Organism: Antrostomus carolinensis (chuck-will's-widow)
Lineage: Eukaryota; Metazoa; Chordata; Aves; Caprimulgiformes; Caprimulgidae
Gene: UBAP1L
Product: ubiquitin associated protein 1 like
Exons: 6
Coding region: 58-1464 (468 amino acids)
Biological process (GO): ubiquitin-dependent protein catabolic process via the multivesicular body sorting pathway
Cellular component (GO): ESCRT I complex
Molecular function (GO): ubiquitin binding
Source: RefSeq, a predicted model, not a curated record